GUGCUUUGGGAAAGUUUCAGAGGAACAAUCCGCCAACCUUUGAAGGAGCAUACGACCCUGACAAAGCACAGGCAUGGCUGAAAGCAAUUGAGAAGAUCUUUCGAGUCAUGAAUUGUACUGACGCGCAGAAGGUGCAGUUUGGCACCCAUAUGCUUGAGAAAGAAGCUGAAGAUUGGUGGGACAACACUGUUCAGAGGUUUGAAGGUGAUGGGAUGGAGAUUACUUGGGAUCUUUUCAAGGGUGCAUUUCUGGAGAAGUACUAUCCAGAAGAUGUGCGUGGAAAGAAGGAAAUUGAGUUUCUUGAACUCAAGCAGGGUAAUGGAACCGUGGCGGAGUAUGCUACAAAGUUUGAGGAAUUGAUUAAGUUUUGUCCCCACUACAAUACUGCCGAAGCUGAGAGAUCUAAGUGUAACAAGUUUGUGAAUGGUUUGAGACCUGAGAUCAAGAAGGUUGUGGGAUAUCAACAGAUUAUCCGAUUUUCUGACCUGGUUAACAGGAGUAGGAUAUAUGAUGAGGAUAGCAGGGAAAGUGCUGCUCACUACAAGUCUUUGAAAGAGAAGAAAGAAAAGGGGCAAUUCAGAGGGAAACCGUAUGGGAAUCCUGUUGAUAACGGUAAACAAGAAGCUGGUAAUGACAAGAAGCCGAGUGGGGGAGGAGCUCCUAAUCCGGUUAGGUGCUACAAGUGUGGUGUUGAAGGACAUCGUUCUCCUGAAUGUCCCAAUUCAGAAGCAACAUGAUUUAAGUGUGGCAAGCUGGGCCACAAAUCCUUUGAGUGCCUAGAAGGUAAAACUGUGGCAUGCUACAGAUGUGGAGAGCAAGGUCACAUCAGUACUAAUUGUGACAAACCCAAGAAGGAUCCUGCAAGGGGGAAGGUGUUUGCUUUAUCUGGUGCUGAGACUACUGCUGAGGAUAGACUAAUUCGAAGUAAUUAGGAGGAGUAGUCUAUAGCCUUUAUUUCGAGUUGGAGUCCUUGCUCUGAUACGUAGCACUCGGGGGGGAAAUGGACGCUUGUUUUCCUUCUGUUAUAAUUUGAAUUAAGUUGUUAUUUGAGAAGUUGUUUCUGUUUUAAGUUGUGGGCAAGAUACUAUGUUUUCUUUAAGUUUUAAAGACACUGGAUUCGCUGCAUAACUAUUUGUCAAAGUGAACUAGUUCAAAGACUAAUUAACUGUCACAAGAGCAUUUAAGUUUAUUUAUGAGUUCAUCUCAAAGUUUAUGUGCUAUGUAUCUGUUACAGGAGCAUUAUGAUAAUGUUUUAAGUGAUUAUGUAAUGCCCCAUGAGUGUUAGAAUUUUUAUCACUCUGAUAUUUGCAAUACAUAUACCGUUUAGAAUUGGGGUGUUACAUUAGUGGUAUCAGAGCAAUGGUUGGUCAGUGACCAAGUUUUUAGUAUAAUAUAUAUUCUAAUACUUACUGAUACUCGAUAUGUGUAAGUAGCACUAUCGAGCUGUUGUUUGAUAAGAGUUGUUGGCUGUUUGGAGAUUCAGGAAAAUGGUUGCCGGAAGGAAUGAUGAAGCUAUCGCUGAGGCAUUGGCAAUGUUGGUUGGCGCCAUUGGGCAAGGUCAGCAAGCGAACCUUGGGAACCAUAAUCAGGAUGAAUUCCGUGCUUUGGGAAAGUUUCAGAGGAACAAUCCGCCAACCUUUGAAGGAGCAUACGACCCUGACAAAGCACAGGCAUGGCUGAAAGCAAUUGAGAAGAUCUUUCGAGUCAUGAAUUGUACUGACGCGCAGAAGGUGCAGUUUGGCACCCAUAUGCUUGAGAAAGAAGCUGAAGAUUGGUGGGACAACACUGUUCAGAGGUUUGAAGGUGAUGGGAUGGAGAUUACUUGGGAUCUUUUCAAGGGUGCAUUUCUGGAGAAGUACUAUCCAGAAGAUGUGCGUGGAAAGAAGGAAAUUGAGUUUCUUGAACUCAAGCAGGGUAAUGGAACCAUGGCGGAGUAUGCUACAAAGUUUGAGGAAUUGAUUAAGUUUUGUCCCCACUACAAUACUGCCGAAGCUGAGAGAUCUAAGUGUAACAAGUUUGUGAAUGGUUUGAGACCUGAGAUCAAGAAGGUUGUGGGAUAUCAACAGAUUAUCCGAUUUUCUGACCUGGUUAACAGGAGUAGGAUAUAUGAUGAGGAUAGCAGGGAAAGUGCUGCUCACUACAAGUCUUUGAAAGAGAAGAAAGAAAAGGGGCAAUUCAGAGGGAAACCGUAUGGGAAUCCUGUUGAUAACGGUAAACAAGAAGCUGGUAAUGACAAGAAGCCGAGUGGGGGAGGAGCUCCUAAUCCGGUUAGGUGCUACAAGUGUGGUGUUGAAGGACAUCGUUCUCCUGAAUGUCCCAAUUCAGAAGCAACAUGAUUUAAGUGUGGCAAGCUGGGCCACAAAUCCUUUGAGUGCCUAGAAGGUAAAACUGUGGCAUGCUACAGAUGUGGAGAGCAAGGUCACAUCAGUACUAAUUGUGACAAACCCAAGAAGGAUCCUGCAAGGGGGAAGGUGUUUGCUUUAUCUGGUGCUGAGACUACUGCUGAGGAUAGACUAAUUCGAAGUAAUUAGGAGGAGUAGUCUAUAGCCUUUAUUUCGAGUUGGAGUCCUUGCUCUGAUACGUAGCACUCGGGGGGGAAAUGGACGCUUGUUUUCCUUCUGUUAUAAUUUGAAUUAAGUUGUUAUUUGAGAAGUUGUUUCUGUUUUAAGUUGUGGGCAAGAUACUAUGUUUUCUUUAAGUUUUAAAGACACUGGAUUCGCUGCAUAACUAUUUGUCAAAGUGAACUAGUUCAAAGACUAAUUAACUGUCACAAGAGCAUUUAAGUUUAUUUAUGAGUUCAUCUCAAAGUUUAUGUGCUAUGUAUCUGUUACAGGAGCAUUAUGAUAAUGUUUUAAGUGAUUAUGUAAUGCCCCAUGAGUGUUAGAAUU
This is a messenger RNA of Lotus japonicus, 2888 nucleotides long. RefSeq lists its product as uncharacterized. Lineage: Eukaryota; Viridiplantae; Streptophyta; Magnoliopsida; Fabales; Fabaceae. The coding region runs from base 1488 to 2336 and encodes 282 amino acids. The transcript has 3 exons. The record is from RefSeq and is a predicted model, not a curated record. Gene Ontology annotation, molecular function: nucleic acid binding; zinc ion binding.